GUAUGAGCACCACCACAUCAAGGCGCUUUGUUUCAUUCCAGCUCUAGAAAAACCUCCACCCGUUGCCUUCCUCGCUUUCUUUAUAUUCAUCAUUUUCAGCCCUGUUUGUUUCUCGAGAGUUGAUAAGAUUAAGGAUAAGGUAAGAAAAACCCAAAGCGGUUGAUGUUGUAGCUCUGGAUUGAAUUUUGAUGCCAACGAGAGCGGUAUCUGAUAUAACGGGAGGUUCCUUCUCCGGAAAUUGUGGUUUCAGAGAUGGAGAACGAUACUGGAGAUGCUGAGCCGGCGAACGAAGAUAUUCAGCCGGAGAUAACUUUGUUCGGAAAGUACGCGGUUGGAAAGUUGCUCGGCUAUGGAGCCUUCGCGAAGGUCUACCACGCAAGGAACAUCCGAACGGGCCAAAGCGUGGCGAUCAAGGCUGUGAGCAAGAAAAAGGUGAUGAAAGGAGGAUUGACGGGCCACGUGAAGCGGGAGAUUUCUAUCAUGCGCCGGCUACGGCAUCCUCACAUCGUUAAGCUGUACGAGGUCUUGGCGACGAAAACGAAGAUCUACUUCGUGAUGGAGUACGCCAAAGGUGGUGAGCUCUUUACAAAAAUAGCCAAGGGGCGGUUCAGCGAAGACCUCAGUCGCCGGUAUUUUCAGCAGCUGAUCUCCGCCAUUGGAUAUUGCCACUCCCGAGGCGUUUUCCACCGCGAUUUGAAGCCGGAGAACCUUCUUCUCGACGAGAAUUGGAACCUUAAAGUCUCCGAUUUCGGUCUCAGCGCCGUGAAGGAUCAGAUCCGGGCCGAUGGUCUCCUACACACUCUCUGCGGUACCCCGGCGUAUGUGGCGCCGGAGAUUCUAGCGAAGAAAGGUUACGAUGGUACCAAGGUGGAUAUCUGGACUUGCGGCAUCAUUCUCUAUGUAUUGAACGCCGGUUAUCUUCCGUUCAACGAUCCAAACCUCAUGGGAAUGUACCGGAAGAUCUAUAAAGGCGAGUUUCGGUGUCCGAAAUGGACUUCUCCUGAUAUGCGACGCCUUCUAUCACGCCUUCUCGAUACGAAUCCAGAGACGAGAAUCACUGUCGAUGAGAUCAUCCGUGACCCUUGGUUCCAAAAGGGUUACAAGGAAAUCAAAUUCCACGUGGAAGAUUUUGAUUUCAAGGAUCACGACGACGACGACGACAACGCCGAGUACAUGAACGCGUUCCACAUUAUCUCAUUCUCGUCCGGUUUCGAAUUCUCCUGUAUGUUGAACGAUUCCGGCAUUUCGGUGGCCGGUGAAAGAUUCGUAUCGGCCGAGUCACCGGAGAAAAUAAUAGAAAAGGUCGAGGACGUGGCAAAAAAGGAGAACGUAACAGUGACGAGAAAGGAAAAUUGGGGAGUGAUGUUGGAGGGACAAAACGGUAAUUUCGCCUUGAUAAUGGAGAUAUAUCGGUUGACGGAGAAGCUGGUCCUGGUAGAGGUGAGGAAGAAAGAGGUGGACGCUGGACUAGGACCUGGCAAAGAAAUCUGGCGAGACACACUCCGGCCGCAGCUCAGCGAACUGAUUUAUCAACCGGAGGAGCCGAGCACCGAGAGCUGAAAGGCUGCCCUCCAGCCAGGUUGAAGAUUCAGGAAUCAAAAGCAGUCCCCUGUCGCAGGUUCCUGGAACUGUAUUUUCUAUUCUUCAAUAUUUUAGUUGAAUAAUGGAGAGCGAGAAAAAAAACCUCCCCCGUCAUUCUUCCUUUUUUUUCUCCGGAAUUUGAUUUUUUUUCAUAUAGAUUUUUGUUCUUUAUUAUGUUUUUCAAACAUGGUUAAAAUGGAGCUACAUGUGAUAUUCUGUAAAGUAGAAACCCAAUUGUAGAUACUAUAUAUACAAGCUAUUUUUAUUUUAGUUC
This is a messenger RNA of Vitis riparia (riverbank grape), 1855 nucleotides long. Its product is annotated as CBL-interacting serine/threonine-protein kinase 14-like. Gene Ontology annotation, molecular function: ATP binding; protein kinase activity. Lineage: Eukaryota; Viridiplantae; Streptophyta; Magnoliopsida; Vitales; Vitaceae. Gene Ontology annotation, biological process: signal transduction; protein phosphorylation. The transcript has a single exon. Bases 253 to 1560 code for a protein of 435 amino acids. The record is from RefSeq and is a predicted model, not a curated record.